Messenger RNA from Lobosporangium transversale, 2772 nucleotides. RefSeq lists its product as hypothetical. Gene Ontology annotation, biological process: mitochondrial fusion. Lineage: Eukaryota; Fungi; Mortierellomycota; Mortierellomycetes; Mortierellales; Mortierellaceae. The record is from RefSeq and is a predicted model, not a curated record. The transcript has 2 exons. Gene Ontology annotation, molecular function: GTPase activity; GTP binding. The coding region runs from base 255 to 2756 and encodes 833 amino acids. Gene Ontology annotation, cellular component: mitochondrial outer membrane.
UUUUUUUUUUUCAUUAUUAUUCUCUCAGACUUGAUCAUUGUUAGUCGAUCAUUGAUUUGGACCUUCUUCAUCCGCAUUUCUUUUUUCACUCUAUCCGGAGACACAAGUGCUCACUAAUAUUCUCAUUCACUUUCUCAACUCCUGUACUAAUCCCGUUUACAUUGCAUCCGAUCUUUUCCUUGUCUCACUUCCUCUCUUUGCGCCAUUUGUAAAUACAUCCAUCUAUCCAAUUUCUUUUCAUUCCUACAACAGACAUGACUUCAUACUUCUCAACUCAACAUUCCUCAGCACAGGCUGCUCAAAGGAGGAACUCCCUUCCCAGACUCAGCAUGGACAGCUCAGAGAGACCACAUUCUAUUGCACAUCAUGUCCUUCCUUCCCUUUCCUACGCUGCUGCUACCUCUUUCCCUCAAGAGAACCCUUACAAUCACAACCUGUUUCUGCAGCAGCAGGUCUUUGCCGACAAGUCUAAUCGUCUCCUCAACCUGAUUCAAAGCACCAAAGGCCUACUCGAGGAGAUUCGUGAGACCAACGUAACAAAGCCCUGGCAGACUUACUACCCUUGCUUCCAGAACUCCUCCAUUGCCGCUGUUGCCAACACGGCCUCUCCCAACCUUCUUCGUCGCUCGACCACCUUUCAUUCUGAUGAGGAUAUCGACCGUCCCUCAUCCCUUCCUCUCCAGCAGCGUGUUCAGCGCUCAUUCACCACUAGUUCUGGCUCGCCCCGCGAUUCGCAUACUCCUUUGGAGUCUUUGGCUGGUCGUCUCUCGGAUUUAAACGUUCUCAAGCUGGACUUGAAGGUUGGUAACUAUGCGACUGGCAAUGACACUCUGCUACGUGGCCUGGAACGCAACGCCAUUGCCCAUCUUUUGGAUGCACGUAUUCAACAGAGUGUUAAGCACCUUGACAACCUUUAUCAGCGUGUCUCUGAUAAGAGUUCAAAGGUUUUGAUCACUGGAGAUCUUAAUGCUGGUAAAUCGACCUUGGUCAAUGCUUUGAUGCAGCGUACCAUCCUUCCUGUCGAUCAACAGCCUUGCACCUCGCUCUUCUGCGAGGUUCUUGAUGCUCAGGAAAACGAAGGCCAGGAAGCUGUUCAUGCCAUCAAGGAUCCUUUGACCUACAACCGCGAGGAUCCCAAUACGUUCACUGUUGUUGAUAUCCGUCACUUGGAGAAGUUUAUGAACGAUGUGAUUGAUGGCUACGAGGACUAUGCACAGCUCAAGGUUUACUGCACGGAUCGCCGCCUCGUUAAUGACUCACUCCUCCACAAUGGAGUUGUCGACAUUGCCUUGAUUGAUUCGCCUGGUCUAAACCGCGAUUCUGUCAAGACCACCGCUCUUUUUGCGCGUCAACAGGAGAUCGAUGUCGUUGUUUUUGUUGUCUCUGCUGAGAAUCACUUUACGCUCUCUGGUAAAGAGUUCCUCUGGAAUGCUGCCAACGAGAAGACCCACAUCUUUAUUGUUGUCAAUCGAUUCGACUCUAUUCGUGACAAGGAGCGCUGCAAGCGUGUGAUUCUAGACCAGAUUAAACAGCUUUCCGCCAAAACUUAUGAGGAUGCUGAUGAACUUGUUCACUUUGUUUCUGCAGGAUCAUGCUUGCCAGAGAUCAUUCAGGGUGGAGAGCUUCCUGCUGAUUUCCUGCGACUUGAGGAGUGCUUGCGAUCCUUUGUGCUCGAGAAGCGCUGCAAGUCCAAGCUUGCUCCCGCCAAGGUCUAUCUUGAGAAUAUUUUGAGUGACGUUAGUGUUCUUUCCGAAUCCAACCGUCAGAUGGCUGCUGAGGAGUUGGCCAAGGUGCGUUUGGAAUUGGAGCGUGGUGAGCCUGAGUACCAGGAGACGUUGAUCAGGCGUGAGAUGGUUUUGGAGAAGGUUGACCGUCUUGCGGAAGAGACUUGCACAUUGAUUGACUCGAUGACGCGUGAGAAACUCAGCAACUCUGUGGACGACAUUGAGAAUGCUGUUUCGACUCUUGUUCCCUGGAAUGGUUUAUUGCACGUCUGGCAAUAUUCGAAUGACCUGCGCUACGUUAUGGCGGACCUAUUUGUUGACCGUGUCAAGAGUUGUGAGUCUGAGGCCAAGGAGAAGACUAAGGCAUGUGUCAAUGACAUUCAUAAUUUGGCCAAUGACGCUUCAUCAGGUUCUCAGUCGGAUGCAUUGACCCUCUUCACCAAGCCAGACCCUGCUCGAAUCUCAACAGGCAAACUUAAGGAUGAGCUUGCAUUAGAAUUUUCGGAUGUUUUUGAGGUCCAGGACAAGUUGGGUGUCGCUAGUGUUUCGCUCGGAGCUGUCACAAUGUUCUCCAGCAAGGCAUUAGGUUACAAAUCUUUGAUCCACAGCUUGUUUGACAUUACCAACACAGUUGGUAUGUCCACCGUCCGCAAGUGGGCUGUCCCCGUCGUCACUGCUGCUGGAUUGGGUCUCCUUCUCUACAUUGCUGCUGAUAUGAAGCAUGCGCUUGCACGCAAGACUGCACGUAAGCUUCGUGCACACAUUCGCGAGGGUACAAUCGUUCAUGAUGAGGCUAUGCGCAUCACCAAGGACUGCCGCCGUAUCUUCAAGAGCAAUGCUUGGGAGAUCCAGAACCGAUUCCAGAAGGAGAUUGAGGCUCAUGAGCGACGUCGUGCCGAGCAAGAGAAGGCUGCUAAGGAUGGUGAACAAGCCGUGAUCUACUUUGGCAAGGUCUUUGACAAGGCUGAUGAGUUGGCCCGCUGGGUUGCAGCUGUUGAGGUUGAGGUGGAGGAUCGCAAGGUCAAGGCAUAAAAAAAAAAGAAGUGCU